UGAUCGAAUGCAUCAAGCCUUGGUGCCUGCUUCCCUUUGGUCCCUCUGCGAGACGGUUCAUUGUGCUUCAGUCACUUUGAAAGGGAGAUGAGUUAAUUUGCAGUCUGAAGCAUUUUGAUUGUCCCAGAAUUCGAAUCAGUCACCGUUGGCUACACCGUCGCCCAGUGAGACACUGGUUAGGAGCCAGAAGCAAUGGGCGACUGGAGCUUUUUGGGGCGCCUGCUAGAGAAUGCCCAGGAGCACUCCACGGUCAUUGGCAAGGUGUGGCUGACAGUGCUGUUCAUCUUCAGGAUCCUGGUACUGGGGGCUGCGGCCGAGGAGGUCUGGGGGGAUGAACAAUCGGACUUCAUGUGCAACACGCAGCAGCCCGGUUGCGAAAACGUGUGCUACGAUGAGGCCUUCCCCAUUUCACACAUCCGCUUCUGGGUGCUGCAGAUCAUCUUUGUAUCCACACCAUCACUCAUUUACCUGGGCCAUGUGCUGCACAUUGUGCGAAUGGAGGAGAAGAAGAAGGAGAAGGAGGAGGAGCUGCUGAAGAAGGCCGAUCUGCGGGCCGGGGCCGGGGGCCAGGGAAUUCCCAGAAGCCCCCGUGAGCCACUUCUCGGGAGGGAGGCGGCUGGUGGGGGCGAGGAGAGGUUGCCGGUGCGGGAUGAGUGGGGCAAGGUCCGCAUUGCCGGUGCCCUGCUCCGCACCUACGUCUUCAACAUCGUCUUCAAGACCCUGUUUGAAGUGGGCUUCAUCGUGGGGCAGUACUUCCUGUACGGUUUCGAGUUGAAGCCCCUCUACCGGUGCAGCCGCUGGCCCUGCCCCAACACCGUGGACUGCUUCAUCUCCAGGCCCACCGAGAAGACCAUCUUCAUCGUUUUCAUGCUGGCCGUGGCCUGCGUGUCCCUGCUGCUCAACAUACUGGAGAUCUACCACUUGGGCUGGAAGAAGUUUAAGCAGGGUAUGACCAACCACUACAGCCCCAACUCCCCCAAGGCCCAGCCGGGACUAGCGAGGCUGGGCCAGCUCAGCCCUUUCCUCCUGCCUUCCCAUGCUCCCCCACCCCCCACCUUGACCAUUGGGUUCCCCCCAUUUUACAGCCAGUCUUCUUCCUCCCUGGGGCAGGCUACCCCCUCGGGCUACCCCGGGGCCCCAGAGCCCCCAGCAGAGUUCAAAAUGGCAGGGCUGCCCAAGGAGCGCAGCCGGGCCGCCUCUGCCCAGGCUUUUAGCAGCAACCAGCACAUCCUGACAGCAGAGCAGAACUGGGCCAACCAGGAGGCCGAGCAGCAGACCCUCGAGCAGAAGUCCCCCGCUGCCCCCGGCACCCCACCCUCCCCAAGCAGCCCUCAGCAGAACCCCCCGGAGGUGGGGGGAAGAGGUGAGGGUAGCGAGGCUCCCCUGUUGCUGGUGAACGGCGGGAGCUUGGGAGGUGGCAGUGGUGGCGAGGCGGAGGCCAGGGAGGAGUGGCCUGGGACCACCCGCGUGGAGAUCCAUGAGUCCCCGCUGCUCCUCCUGGACCUGAGGCGGCUCAGCAAGGCCAGCAAGGCCAGCAGCUGUCGAGCCAGAUCAGACGACUUGGCCAUUUAGUGCCCUUCUCUUCAGACACUCAUCUCUGAGGGGAUUCUAAAGGAACAGUUAUUCUCGAAGCAAUCAAUCACAGCAGGCACAGGGUUAGA
This is a messenger RNA of Tachyglossus aculeatus (Australian echidna), 1661 nucleotides long. RefSeq names its product gap junction protein alpha 3 (gene GJA3). Gene Ontology annotation, biological process: cell communication. The coding region runs from base 193 to 1572 and encodes 459 amino acids. The record is from RefSeq and is a predicted model, not a curated record. Lineage: Eukaryota; Metazoa; Chordata; Mammalia; Monotremata; Tachyglossidae. Gene Ontology annotation, cellular component: connexin complex. The transcript is spliced from 2 exons.